Cyclopterus lumpus (lumpfish) is the source of this 4345-nucleotide messenger RNA. RefSeq names its product nicotinamide phosphoribosyltransferase 1 (gene nampt1). Gene Ontology annotation, biological process: NAD+ biosynthetic process. Lineage: Eukaryota; Metazoa; Chordata; Actinopteri; Perciformes; Cyclopteridae. The record is from RefSeq and is a predicted model, not a curated record. The coding region runs from base 419 to 1891 and encodes 490 amino acids. The transcript has 12 exons. Gene Ontology annotation, molecular function: nicotinamide phosphoribosyltransferase activity.
CAUAUGUUCACAUGAAUUACCGACGUUUCCUUCUUGUCUAAAAAAAACCCCCGUAUUCUUCUUCUUUUUUUUUUGUUGACAAGCAGAAAUAUGAAGAUGUUACGCAGUUAGCUCCGCCCUUCACAGUCGGGAGAUUCGCUGCCACAGGCCGAGGAAACCGUCGGUCCAGCGGGAUGGAAUUUCUCACCGUCCCGCUAAGUGAGUGCGGGACUCAUACUUCACAUUGGUGUCACAAUGGUUGCUGUCAGCCCGACGGGUGACCUACUGGUGCUUUGUGUAAUUCACUGGAAGCCCGACGGUUUGAGCAUUACUAUUUAAGUCUGGAAAGUGUGUGCUCCACUACCAGGCUGGAGUCCUCGGCAGCGACGCACGCAACACACUGACAGCUGCGACUGACUCAAAACCAACGGGUGUAAAGAUGGAGCACAGAGACGCCGACUUCAACAUACUGUUAGCGACCGAUUCAUACAAGGUAACGCAUUACAAACAGUACCCCCCCAACACGAGUAAAGUGUACUCCUACUUCGAGUGCCGCGAGAGGAGGACCGAUCCCACCAAAAACAGAAAAGUCAAAUAUGACAAGACCGUCUUCUACGGCUUACAGUACAUCCUCAACAAAUACCUAAAAGGAAAGGUAGUGACCCCAGAGAAGAUCCAGGAGGCGAAGGAGGUAUACAGAGAACACUUCCAGGAUGAUGUUUUCAACGAGAAGGGGUGGACUUACAUUUUGGAGAAAUACAAUGGACACCUGCCUAUUGAAAUCAAGGCAGUGCCAGAGGGGAGUGUCAUUCCUCGAGGCAAUGUUCUGUUCACAGUGGAGAGCACCGACCCUGAAUGCUACUGGCUCACCAACUGGGUGGAGACCAUUCUGGUUCAGGUCUGGUACCCCAUCACUGUGGCGACCAACUCCAGGGAGCAGAAGAAGAUCCUCGCCAAGUACCUCAUGGAGACCUCCGGGAACUUGGAGGGUCUCGCAUAUAAACUACAUGACUUUGGCUACAGGGGCGUCUCUUCACAAGAGACUGCAGGCAUUGGGGCCUCCGCCCAUCUGGUCAACUUCAAGGGCACAGACACGGUUGCCGGCAUCGGAGUCAUUAAGAAGUACUACGGCACCAAGGACCCUGUGCCAGGCUUCUCAGUGCCUGCUGCAGAGCACAGCACUAUCACAGCGUGGGGGAAGGAUCAUGAAAAAGAUGCAUUUGAGCACAUCAUCAAGCAGUUUCCCAACGUGCCAGUAUCCAUCGUCAGCGACAGCUACGACAUCUACAACGCCUGUGAGAAGAUCUGGGGAGAAGACCUUCGGUCGCUGAUCGUGACGCGCAGUGCCAAUGCCCCGCUGGUUGUGCGACCAGACUCAGGAAACCCUCUUGAUACAGUCCUGAAGGUUUUGGAGAUCCUGGGUAAGAAGUUUCAACCAGUGGAGAACUCCAAAGGUUUUAAGGUUCUCCCUCCUUACAUCAGAGUCAUACAAGGAGACGGAGUUGAUAUCAACACACUGCAAGAGAUAGUUGAGGGCAUGAAGCAACACAAGUGGUCCAUUGAGAACAUUUCUUUCGGGUCCGGAGGGGCUCUUCUGCAAAAACUGACCAGAGAUCUGCUCAACUGCUCCUUCAAAUGUAGCUACGUGGUCACUAACGGACUGGGGGUGAAUGUGUUCAAGGACCCAGUGGCGGACCCCAACAAGAGGUCAAAGAAAGGUCGCCUGUCUCUGCACCGGACGCCGAGUGGUGACUUUGUCACCCUGGAGGAGGGCAAGGGCGACCUGGAGGAGUAUGGCGUGGACCUGCUGCACACAGUCUUUCAGAACGGGAAGAUUGUGAAGACGUACACAUUUGACGAAGUCAGAGACAAUGCUCGGCUCAUAGAGAGUGAGAUUGAAGUAGUGCACUGAUUGCAGCACUACUAAACCCUCACCACCCGCCCCAACCCCAAAACAAACCCGCUCCCCUCAACCCUUCACAUUUUUAGCCUCUGACGCACACCUCAGAAAACAGGAGGUGGCGUGCACUGCUAAUAGAUCCCACUUCCAAAGCUUGAGAAUCCCCCGAAGUGUUCCUAAAAACCUGAGAAUCCCUUAAAAUCCAUGAAUCUUCAGAGUCAAAUUCCAAAUCGCUGUUGAUGGUUCUCCAACAGAGUGGAAACUCGCAUACCACUGAUUUAAAGGCGAACUCCCCAUGAGUGUGUGUGUGUGAGUGAGGUGAGUGUAAAGAAAGUGUUUUGAAAGGCACAGUAAGCGACAGAUACGACAGACAUGUGUAGAGGGAUAGGAGUUGCGAAUAUGAAGAUAAACCGUGCGUUCACUCCCAUGUGCCACUGCCCCCAAAUGCUGACAGGCGAGACUUAUUGUAAUGUUAGAAUGUGAAUGAUUGUGAGUGAGCCGCUGCCGGCCGCAUGCGGAGUGAACACAUGGUGAGUCGAAGUGAGAGAGACCAUGAUAGAGAGCCACGCCCCCACACCACUGACUGCGCCUCCUGUAUUAUGUACAGAACUGUUAAAAAAAAAAAAAAAAAGAAAUACUACAUUUCUGAAUCUACUUAGCUUUGUCUCUUAUGUGAAGGAUAAAAUGAUGAUCAUAGUAUAUGACAGUGCACUGAUAACAUUGACUUAUAGAAGCUAAGAUGUUGCUUUUACUUGGAAGCAGAAGAUCCUGAACACUUAAACUGUAAUUGUGGAGGAUGAAAGAAUUAAUUUCCCCCAAUGUUCUGGUUUUUGAUCAGAUGUUAGGGCCCAAAUGAUACACGGCCAACAUUUACCAAGUACUACCUGAAUAUUUUGUACCGUUACCCUGCCAAAUAAAAUAUUGUGGGUGCAUCUCUGAAGGUACAUUACUGAUCAUCUACUUGCCAUUAUGUUGGCCACAGAGCAUUCACAUCCUGAAGGUCCAGUCAUGCCACGCAGUCUGCCCAUGUGGAGGGAUUUUGUUUAUGUUUUUUUGAGUUUCAGAGCUGUUUUCAUACGUGUAUUGCUCCAGCAUUUGUGAAAAUGGAUUGUAUUGGGUCUUCACGAUGACGAAUGCUCUGGAAACCAGUCUAUGCUGUAUAAGACCAAGAGUUGAUGUGAAGAUACAUUAAAAAAAGAAGAAAAAAAAAUACAUCACAGACAUUGUUUUCAUUGGAAUGAAGAUGAUCUAACUAUGUGUUUAUGAAAGAAUAUGUGACUCCUGAAAUGUAUGUUAAAUGUUGGUUCUGCUGUAUGUGUGCUUGGAUCUGUGUGGUUGUAUUUGUGUGUGCUGAGAUUUUCCUCUUCUUUUUUUUUAAAGCAUUGUGUAGUAUUCCUUUAUGCACAUAUACUUGUUGAUAGGGGGAAUAGAGAACACUUCCUUUUACUUUGCCAGCCUUUUAUUCUGAAAGGAGACCCAGAGUUGUGACAAACAGGUGAAGCUCGCUGUGCCUGGGGAUGUUUGGAUUUAUUGCCCAGGUAUAAACGGGAUGAUGCCUUUUUGGAGUUGAUCGUCUUCCCAUUCAGAGCAUCUCGGUGGGGUCUCACUCCGGUUUGAUGGUGUGUUUUAGCCUCUCAGAGUGAAGCGGCUGGGAUCUGGUGACAUCACAGGAAACGCAUUGUUUAAGACUAGAAACUAGAUAUUCCACUGAGUUUUUCAGGCUGCGCAGAGGGCAGGUGGCCCGCUUCUCUCCUUUGGCACAGACCGACCCGCCCGGAUAGACAAGCUGGUCAACAACACAGCUAGUCGUGUGCUGCAACAAUGUCACUAAAUGACAAUGUUACACUUAAUUGUUUACUGUCGCCGUUUGUCAUAUAAUUUGUUAUCCAUUUCUGGAGUAACCACACAACAAAUAGUUAUUUUAUUUCCAAUUACGGGGUGCAUUUUAGUACAACUCUGAUUUUACUAUUUUGAUACCGUCUCGGUUCUUACCUCAGAACUCUUAUUUUGUAUUACAAAGGAGACAAAAAAGCCAGUAAAUCUCUUUAUUUACAUCUGAUGUGGCCAUACUGACUUCUCACUCGUACUUACAAGAACUAGUUUGAAUGGAAGCUGAGAGGCCGGUUAGGAAGACGACCACAUUGGAUGGUAAUGUCAUUAUCUUUAUCUGUCAAAAACACUGGGUUUUUUUGUACAAAUGGAAGAAUAUCCAAACCUGCUAGACUGAACUGGCAGUGUGACUGUCAAGCGUAUAGCUUCUGUUUGUGUGUGUGAAUGUCUUGUUUGUUAUGGAUGAAAAACUGUUUGUGAAUUCUAUUUUUUUCUUUUUCUUUCUGUUGUUGUUGUGGUUUCACGCAUAUGUAUAUGUUGGUUGUCCCAAAUUCUCUCCCAAGACAACUGAUAUUUUAACUAGCAUAACUUGCUAUAUUGUCAACAUUACAUUGAUUAAAGAUGCCACCCUGUCAA